AUGAGUGACAUCGAGAAAAUCUACGUCACCUACAAUGAUGUCCACAAGCUGUGCCAGAAGUCGGCCGACCGUCUUCUGGGCGAGUUCCAGCCCCAGCUCAUGAUUGCCAUCGGCGGCGGCGGUUUUAUCCCUGCCCGUAUCCUGCGAUCUUUCCUCAAGAAGCCCGGCUCUCCCAACAUUCCCAUCCAGGCCAUUGGCCUCUCUCUGUAUGAGUCCCUCGGCGAGGACACCGAGGUUGAGCAGAUUGGCACAAAGGUCACCCGAACCCAGUGGCUCGAUCUUACUGCUCUCGGUCAGAUGGAGAACUUGGUUGGCAAGCGUAUCCUCAUUGUUGACGAGGUCGAUGAUACCCGAACGACUCUUGAGUACGCUGUAAAGGAGCUGGAGAAGGAUGUUGAGGCUGCUCGCCAGCGAAUGGGUGGCGAUGCGCCCAAGACUGAGUUUUGCAUCUUUGUUCUUCACAACAAGGAUAAGCCCAAGAAGGGUGUUUUGCCACACGACAUGAUCGAUACUCGAUAUGAGGCUGCCGUUACAGUUGGCGACGUUUGGAUCAACUAUCCCUGGGAGGCUCUCGACAUUGAUGAGCACGACCAGAAUGCUGAAGCUAAGCGUGGUAUCUAA
Molecule: messenger RNA, 621 nt
Organism: Pochonia chlamydosporia 170
Lineage: Eukaryota; Fungi; Ascomycota; Sordariomycetes; Hypocreales; Clavicipitaceae
Product: xanthine phosphoribosyltransferase 1
Exons: 3
Coding region: 1-621 (206 amino acids)
Biological process (GO): IMP salvage; hypoxanthine metabolic process; GMP salvage
Cellular component (GO): cytoplasm
Molecular function (GO): hypoxanthine phosphoribosyltransferase activity
Source: RefSeq, a predicted model, not a curated record